UGUAGGCGCAAGCAGGUUAGAAUCAGUAUUCAGGAACCGGACUUCUUUGCUCCCAGUCCCAGGCCAGGGCGGUCGACGUAAUGGAAAGGCCAUCAAAGGAGCCCUGCAAUGCGGAGGACUGCUGCUUUGCUCCAUCGCUGCUCGCUCGAAGCGUUGUUGUGAGGAGUCAGCCCAGGAGGACUCCCACUACGGGUUCAGCAUCAGCUGGUCAAACCUCAGCUGGCGGCAGCUCCGGUUUCCUGCUGUGUUCCAGACCAUGUCUGGUGCUAGCCAGUGCGAAUUUACUGGAAAAUCCUGGCGUGCCCACGGGAAAACUGGACUGGAGAUUCGGAAAUGGAGUUUCCACUGCGAAUGUACGCGAGGCAUAUGCCCCGCACACGUCAUUUGAGGUUCGCACACAGCCUGCAGCCCUGGAUGACCAGCAGCAUACCAGCUACAGCAGCAGGACACGUGACACGCCUGGGACGGGGGAUGAGGUGUGGCACACGGCGUGGCCAUUGUGGCGUAUCCGUGUGGACCGGCACCGGGAGGCUCUCCGCACUGUUCUCACUGCCCUCGCUGCAGGGAAGUCCAGCGACUCCAACGGCGAUUCGGACAAGGAGAGGGUGCAGGCAGAGGAAGCGAUUUCCUCCGCGUCGGACUUCCUCGUUUUGCGUGUGAGCCCCCGCAUGGCACAGCCAUCUGUGAGAACUGGCGCUGCAAACGUAAACUUCAGAGUUCCCAGCGUGGCAGAGUGCAGUGUCGGCACGCUGCGCAAGGGCAUGCCCGUCUGCCUCGUCUCCACCCCAUUUGCUGACGUUUGUCCACGUGUAUUCUCACCAUCUCUGACGCGCGGUGUGGUGAGCAACGUGCUGCGAACCAGAACAUGGACAGACACGUCGCCAAGACCGGUCUCGGGAGCAGUAACAUCAGCGCCACCAUCGGUACAAUCCACUGCCGCGUACAGCUCUGAUAACGACGGUGGCACGUGCACAGACGAAACAAGGCGUCGCGGAACUACUUGUGCACUGCCAGUGCAUGGCCAACCACGUCAACAACACUGCGGCGCUCGUGUGGAGCAAUGCCAUCUCUACCGCUGCCAACUGUCGUCUUGUGUCGCUGCGAGCACUGGGUCAGUGCUGAGAACAUGUUUACUCCAUGAGAAGGCAGCAUUUCUGCAGGCUUCCACUAGCAGUCGAGAAAACGCAGCGUUACAUCUGUGCGAUCGUCUCGCGUGUAAGCCUACGCCUGUGGAUUCUACGCCGCUGUUCAAGUCGCAUCGUAGUGAUGGUCUGCCGCACGCUGUUGAUCGUCAUUUCCACGGGCAUCCAUUCCGGAUUGGUACUGCUCAGCAAUCACAGCCGCAAGCAUCGCAUACCAGCAGCAAUAACAGCAGCAGCACCAGCUGCAGCAGCAGCACGGCUGGUGGAAAUGGCGGCGGUUGUAACGCAUGCCCCGUCGAUGAUGUGAGCAUGGUGCUGACGGACGCGCCGUGCGUUCUGGGCAGCGAAGGCGGAAUGCUCUUGACGUGUCAAGCUAGGCCACGACUUGCUGGCUUCCUCUCCCUGUGCCUGACCGGACAGCCGGGCAAUUGGCUGGGUUUGAGCACAGUGUGUCCCGCCGCCCCACUGCUGCAAGCCGUGCGCGCGCUGCAACGAGGCGGUGGUGAUACGCCGCGGCCCGAAGCCACUCCGCUUGCAGGCGCUCCGUCGUCCCGGCUGGAGUCGUACUCAUCGCAAGCAGUGCAUGCAGACGAGCGCUGUGUGCCACAGAGACUGCCAUCAGCUGUCUCCAGCAGCAGCAGCAGCAGCAGUGACACCACUGGUGGCACCUACAGUUGCCGCUGCAGAGUCACCGGUGAGAGUGACGACGGCGACUAUUUUGACAGCAGCAUCGUGUCCGUGCACUGCGGGUCCGUGUGGUCCAGUGGUGUAGUGAUCAGCCGUCGUCAGCGCCUCCUCCUCACAUGUCGCCAUGCCGUACAGGCCAGCCUGGAGCAACCCGCCAUGCAUGUGACAGUUGCCAGGGCAACACCAAUCAAGCCGCACCGGCAACCGAAUCACCAGCAGGUGCAGUGGCAGUACGACGUCCAGCAACAACAGCAGCAGCAGCAACAGUAUCAUCAUCAUCAGCAGCAGCAGCAUCAGAUCUGUCAGCACGACGACCAUCGCCACCGGCAACAGCACCACCCGCACCAAUCAUCACACGACCAUCCCCGUGGCAACAGUAUCAGCAGUGCCGUAGCAAGCAUUCUGGCAAGUACUGGCAGUGAUAGUGGAGUUGAUCUAGCCAUUCUGCAGCUAAACCAGUCUGAUUAUGAACGUCUCCACCUGGAUGAACUACCAAUGCAGAAAUCUAGUGGUGUAUCACCCGGUCACCCGGUACUAGCUGUCGGCUAUCCACUGCUGGCACCGGACUCCAUUCCGUCGCCGACAGUUACCAGUGGCAUUGUCAGUUGUGUGCACGCAACCAGACAUUGUGUAUCCGCUGCGGUUGCUGAUGUUCACAGUGAUGUGGCCUGGUAUCAGACGAGUGCCGGCGUCAAUCGCGGUGCGAGCGGUGGAGCGCUCGUGAGCUCCAGGACGGGAGAGUUGCUCGCGAUCCUCUCCAGCAAUAUGCGCAAUGGCGAGGGUGCCGAUUACCCUCACUUGAACUUCUCACAACCCGUUCACGCACUAACCGUGGCCCUGGAAAACUUUGAUCAAACUGGUGAUAUAGCAAUUCUUCGAGGUGCCUUGCAGCGUCUUGAGGCUAACUACCCUCCUGGAGGUCCUGAUGCUUUGCUGUCCCGCAGCAAGCUCUGAGCUGCUGCUCGAAACCAUGACACGGUGCUCCGAGAUGCUCGCCGUGACGGCCGGACGCACACUCCAUCGAUGUGCUUCCCACAGCAGUGCGGCUACUGGUGAAGGUCGGUGUCGCUGUUCGGUGGGCACUUGGGAGUCCGCUCUCGGAGGUCAGUGAUUGGACAAGCAUGCAGUCCCAUGGUAACAUACUGCCCAGCGGCCACUGUUUACAAACAGCAGGGUGGACAACAGCUUGAGCUUUUGUUCUUAAAUUAAUCUCAUCCACUAGAAAGACUUCGCUUAGCAGCAUCCGUACAGACGUUGAUGCUAAUGCCGUGUCAAAUUCCUAUUUUUUAACGUUUUUACCUUUCUCGUCGUGACUGCAUUUUCAACAAAGAUAGCUAGUGUGAGGGGCCCUCCAUUUCAUUAUUAUUUAUUUUAGACUUUUUACUCUUACUUGGCUGGGAUCCUAUUCAACUUCCUGAAGUUAAUGAUUAGUUUGAUUGCGGCUUUCUAUGUAUCUCUAAUUGACAAAUCCUCUCCGUCGCGAACGCCGUGAUAGUGCUUCCACAUCUGUUGUCAUGUGGCUAAACC
Molecule: messenger RNA, 3356 nt
Organism: Sycon ciliatum
Lineage: Eukaryota; Metazoa; Porifera; Calcarea; Leucosolenida; Sycettidae
Exons: 9
Coding region: 81-2783 (900 amino acids)
Biological process (GO): protein processing; regulation of fatty acid beta-oxidation
Cellular component (GO): peroxisome
Molecular function (GO): serine-type endopeptidase activity
Source: RefSeq, a predicted model, not a curated record